GAGGCGGGCUAGACCUGCCGGUGGACGGGUCGCAAGACCUGGGAAUCUGACACGUGACCGUCAGACCUCUGACUAGGAGAGAGGAGCCUUGAAAGCGCCAUGGCUCGGAAGAAGGCUCCCUGUUUUCCCUCUCUGCUCCUGUCGCUCCUGUCGCUGCUGUUGUCCCAGGCAGACGCUCGGUCGUUUGUGGUGGAUCGGGAACACGACAGAUUCCUCUUGGACGGGGCCCCAUUCCGCUACGUGUCCGGCAGCCUGCACUACUUUCGGGUCCCUCGCGUGCUUUGGGCAGACCGGCUGUACAAGAUGCGACUGAGCGGUCUCAAUGCUGUCCAGUUUUACGUGCCCUGGAACUACCAUGAGCCAGAGCCAGGGGUCUAUAACUUUAAUGGCAGCCGGGACCUCGUUGCCUUUCUGAAUGAGGCAUCUAAAGCGAAACUGCUGGUCAUCCUGAGACCAGGACCUUACAUCUGUGCGGAGUGGGAGAUGGGAGGUCUCCCAUCAUGGUUGCUUCGAAAACCUAAAAUUCAUCUGAGAACCUCAGAUCCAGAUUUCCUUGCUGCCGUGGAUUCCUGGUUCAAGGUCUUGCUGCCCAAGAUAUAUCCAUUUCUCUACCACAAUGGGGGCAACAUCAUUAGCAUUCAGGUGGAGAAUGAAUAUGGUAGCUACAAGGCCUGUGACUUGCACUACAUGAGGCACUUGGCUGGACUCUUCCGUGCAUUGCUUGGAGACGAUAUCUUGCUCUUCACUACAGAUGGACCAGAAGGACUCAAAUGUGGCUCCCUCCAGGGACUCUAUAGCACUGUAGAUUUUGGCCCAGCUGACAACAUGACCAGAAUCUUUAAUUUGCUUCGGAAGUAUGAACCCCGUGGCCCAUUGGUCAACUCUGAGUACUACACAGGUUGGCUGGAUUACUGGGGCCAGAAUCAUUCCACGCGGUCUAUUCAAGCUGUAACCAAAGGACUGGAGAACAUGCUCAAAUUGGGAGCCAGUGUGAACAUGUACAUGUUCCAUGGAGGUACCAACUUUGGUUACUGGAAUGGUGCUGAUGACAAGGGACGCUUCCUCCCAAUUACUACCAGCUAUGAUUAUGAUGCACCCAUAUCUGAAGCAGGAGACCCCACACCUAAACUUCUUGCUAUCCGAAAUGUCAUCAGCAAGUUCCAGGAAGUUCCCUUGGGACCGUUACCUCCUCCAAGCCCCAAGAUGACACUGGGACCUUUGACUCUGUACCUGGAUGGAGAUUUGCUGGCUUUCCUAGAUUUUCUCUGCCCUGAAGGACCCAUCCAUUCAGUCUUUCCACUGAGCUUCGAGGCUGUCAAGCAGGACCGCGGUUUCAUGUUGUAUCGGACCUAUCUGACCCAUUCCGUUUUUGAGCCAACACCACUGUGGGUACCAAAUAAUGGAAUCCAUGACCGUGCCUAUGUUAUGGUGGAUGGGGUGUUCCAAGGUGUUUUAGAACGAAAUAUAAAACACCAACUGUUUUUGAUGGGGGGAUUGGGAGCUAAAUUGGACAUCCUGUUGGAAAACAUGGGGAGACUCAGUUUCGGAUCUAAUAGCAGCGACUUCAAGGGCCUAUUACAGCCACCCAUUCUGGGGCAAGUAAUCCUUACUGAGUGGAUGAUGUUCCCUCUGAAUGUCGAUAAGCUUGUAAAGUGGUGGUUUCCCCUCCACUUACGGAAAGGGACAAAACCUCAAACUCCCUCUGGCCCCAUCUUCUACUCUACAACAUUCCCAGCUGCAGGUCCAAUUGGGGACACAUUUCUCUAUCUACCUGGAUGGACCAAGGGCCAAGUCUGGAUCAACGGGUUUAACUUGGGCCGGUACUGGACAAAGCAGGGGCCACAAGAGACCCUCUAUGUGCCAAGACCCCUGCUUUUUCCUAGGGGAGGCAUCAACAAAAUCACAGUGCUGGAGUUAGAAAACGUGCCUCCCGAACCUCUGAUCGAAUUUCUGGAUAAACCCAUCCUCAAUAGCACAACACAUACAACAUACAUCUAUUCUCUCUCUGUUGAGGCCCAAAGCGCCUCAGAACCAAUGCAGUUAAGUGGGCACUGAAAGCAAAGGUGACCCUUGGACCUUGGACAUGGAGUGAGCAGGACCCUUUCUUGGCCACAGUGACCCUAAGGAACCAAAGGCCAAAAUGCCUCUGAAUGUAAGUCUGAGUGCAGUCUCUUUGCCAGCCUUUAUUGUGAUUAAAGUUCCAGAGACAGUACCAG
Messenger RNA from Ochotona princeps (American pika), 2216 nucleotides. It is a transcript of the gene GLB1L, whose product is annotated as galactosidase beta 1 like. The transcript has 17 exons. The record is from RefSeq and is a predicted model, not a curated record. Lineage: Eukaryota; Metazoa; Chordata; Mammalia; Lagomorpha; Ochotonidae. The coding region runs from base 100 to 2055 and encodes 651 amino acids. Gene Ontology annotation, molecular function: beta-galactosidase activity. Gene Ontology annotation, biological process: carbohydrate metabolic process. Gene Ontology annotation, cellular component: vacuole.